Messenger RNA from Acanthosepion pharaonis, 1344 nucleotides. The record is from the annotation of a GenBank genome assembly. NCBI's taxonomy places the organism in Eukaryota, Metazoa, Mollusca, Cephalopoda, Sepiida, Sepiidae.
AUGCAGGGAGUCCGGCUACGGCAAACGAAGGCCUUUCUUCGGGACUUACGCAUGCCUCUUAAGGCCGGAAUACAGGGGUCCGGCUACGCGCCGUCCUCGCGGAGGACGAAUCGAGUCGUCGAGGGCUUAGUCUCAAUAGAUCGCAGUGUGGUGGCUGCUCUACGGCACGAUACCCCGAGCCUGAAUUCAAGUGGUCUACGAGCGAUCCCCUUCGUCUCCACGCUCCACGGGGUUCGAAAAUCGUCGGCGACGGCAAAAUCCUUCCGCCUGUCGCGGAUAUCAAAUCAGGUGGCUGAUGCGCAGACGCCACAUUCAAGGGCGACAACAGCCGAAGUAGCGGACGCGCACGGCAACGACGGCGCCACCGACGCGGACCACGACGUCCAACCGCCCCCUAGCGACAACGACGCCCGUAUGGCAGGCUCCAGCGGAACGAAAAGAGACGCCUUCUCAGUUUUCGCGCGGAGGCAGCGUCGCACCGCCGCUCGUUCGAGCGAGCACGCGAACCGUUGCUCCGAUCCCGCGGUUCCUCUCGUACUGGACGGGAUAGCCGUGGCCACGGCCGACGUAACACGCGUGCCGAUCGAGCUGACAUCCGGAAAGGAUCAAAAAGCGACGUCGCUACGAACGCUUGGCCGCCACAAGCCAGUUAUCACUGUGGUAACUUUUCGACACCUCUCGCGGAACGGAGCUCUCCGCUCGGAAAGGAUCGAUGGGCCACGCUUUCGCGGUCCGUAUUCACCGAAAAUCGACGGCCCGCUGAGCUCGCCUUUAGACACCUGGUGUUACUGCUUGACAGACGUGGCUCGCCCCAGUCAAACUUCCCCCGCCCGGCACGGUCCCUGGCGAAGGGUCGAGCGCGGGCUCCAAUCGGCGGGAGCCCGCGCCUUGGCGCUAGUGCGCGGGCUGCUGAGCGACCCGUCCCCUUUCACCGGGUUCGACGACACCGAACGACGCCGGUCACGGCGAAGGCCGGAAACCGGGACGAAUGAAACGCCAGCACACCGGAGGAGGCGGAGGCCCCGCCCGACGGAGAAGAAAACGGAAGCAGGAGGCGAAGAGGAACGACGACGACGAGAGGCGAAACCCCCCACCACCGGCCGCAAACCCAAAGUCCCCGACCGCAUCCGCUACCGCCAAACGAAACUGACCCCUACGGCAACUGACGGCUGCCGCCCGGCCCCUGAUCAACGCGCUCCCAACGCCGACAAAGGCGUGUCUCCCGCCUAUGCUACACCUCCCGUGUCUCCUCACAGAGUCGGACUAGAGUCAAGCUCAACAGGGUCUUCUUUCCCCGCCGGAUCGUUCCAAGCCCGUUCCCUUGGCUGUGGUUUCGCUAGAUAG